AUGCGAUGCUUGGAGAAAGUUUGGCAAACCUAUGCCUUGCUCAAUCAAUAUACAAGGACAUUGUCAAGAAAUGUCCCUAAUGAUGUUUUGUGGACAAGGAUAAUGCUAAGAACGGUACUUGAGAAAGUAAAACGAUAUCCGCGGCUGCCAGAUUUCGCGUCGAUAAAGAAAUUUGAUGACGAGCUCCUUUUCGAUUUUGCAAGGUGCGCGGAGUCCAAAAUCAAAAUCAUGGAGGCAUGGAGAUCUACCAUCAUGCCGCAUUUGGCCUGGAAUGAUCAAGACCCGCCAUCAACGGAUCCUCUGAUGGCUUCGCUACGAGCAGAGUACUAUGAGGGCGUAGCUACGUUGCUGAGACCGUACCUGGAGAUCCUGAAAUAUCUAAAUCGUAUCGACGUCUCAGUGAACGAGACAUCCAAAGGCCAGCGAGGUAUCCUUCAUACCCUCCAUAAUUGGAAGAGAUAUGCUCUUUCCAAUAUCGUCGCCUUUGACCGUAUCCGUUCGGUUGAUGGCACUGCGUAUAAGGCUUUUCGAAGUACAAGUAAUGGUCCAGUAAUCAUGGGAAAUCCUGUGAAUACACUUCACUCAGAGUUCAAAACAGUUUUUCUCAUUCAAGCCAUUGAUUCGACUGCACUUGGAACAUAUAUCAGGAGUCUCAUGUUGCUUUCGCAGGAGGAUAUGGAUUACCUUUACUACCGUACAGUCGACAGAUUGUCAAAAUUUCGACCACGUAUUGGACUUUUAAUCCAGGAUAUCCAGCUUUUGUGCAUGCCUUGGCAACACAUGGACCCAUUCCUUCGGUUAGAUCUAGCCGCCACAUUGGCAGUAUAG
Messenger RNA from Bipolaris oryzae ATCC 44560, 828 nucleotides. RefSeq lists its product as uncharacterized. The transcript has 3 exons. The record is from RefSeq and is a predicted model, not a curated record. Lineage: Eukaryota; Fungi; Ascomycota; Dothideomycetes; Pleosporales; Pleosporaceae. Bases 1 to 828 code for a protein of 275 amino acids.